Messenger RNA from Brettanomyces bruxellensis, 2109 nucleotides. RefSeq lists its product as uncharacterized. Gene Ontology annotation, molecular function: long-chain fatty acid-CoA ligase activity. The coding region runs from base 1 to 2109 and encodes 702 amino acids. Gene Ontology annotation, cellular component: endoplasmic reticulum; lipid droplet; plasma membrane. Gene Ontology annotation, biological process: long-chain fatty-acyl-CoA metabolic process; long-chain fatty acid metabolic process. The transcript has a single exon. The record is from RefSeq and is a predicted model, not a curated record. Lineage: Eukaryota; Fungi; Ascomycota; Pichiomycetes; Pichiales; Pichiaceae.
AUGACUUUUCAGGUUAACGUCCCAGUUGGAAAAGCACAUCCGGGUGAAACGGCACCAUAUCGUUCUUAUCUCGUGAAAGAUGGUGCUGUCUCUCGCCCAAUUGGAUGGAAAUGCAACACUCUAUUUGAAUUUUUACAAGAGUGUGUCGAAGUGAAUGGCAAAGAUGUAAAGUGCCAGGGUUGGCGUGAUCUUAUUGAUAUCCACUACGAGAAGAAAUUGGUCAAAAAGCUGAUUGACGGAAAUGUUACCGAGGUUGAAAAAGAGUGGAUGUAUUACGAGCUUUCGGAUUACAAGUAUAUCACAUACGGAGAAUUGCAGGAUAUUGUUCUGACUUUGGGUCGUGGUCUAGUUAAACUUGGUAUUACACCGGGAAAUAAGGAUCGUAUAUUGAACUUUGCCUCUACCUCACACAAGUGGAUAAGAAUGUUCUUUGCUUCUAUUACACAGGGUAUUCCGGUUGUUACCGCUUAUGAUUCUUUGGGAAUAAAGGGAUUGACUCAUUCUAUACAGCAGACCCAUUGUGUUGCAAUUUUCACUGACAAUAAUUUAUUAAAAAAGUUGGUUGGUCCUCUUCAGAACUCCCCAGAUGUUCGAUACAUUAUAUGUUCUGAUGCCAUUGUGGAGACAGAUAAGCGUGGAGGUGGUCGACUUUACAAAGAUGCAAAGGCCGGUGCCGAUGCCAUUCUUGCGGUUAGGCCCGAUAUUAAGAUUAUUAUGUUGGACGAAGUUUUGGAGAUGGGAAAGCAGAAUCCAGAUAUUGAGCCAUACACAUCAAAACCUGAUGAUUUGGCUUGUAUAAUGUACACUUCGGGUUCUACUGGAGAUCCAAAGGGUGUGGUUUUAUCCAAUGCAAACAUUGUGGCCGGUCUUGCCGGUGUGUCAACCACCAUUCGCCGUGGAUUUAUUGGAUACGGUGACAGGGUGAUCAGUUUUUUGCCGUUGGCACAUAUAUUUGAGCUCGUUUUUGAAUUGCUGAGCUAUUAUUGGGGUAGUAUUGUUGGAUAUGCAAGCGUGAAGACUCUUACCGACAACUCCUGUAGAAAUUGUGGAGGUGACAUGAAAACGUUCAAGCCUACAAUUAUGGUUGGGGUUGCUGCUGUCUGGGAAACUGUGAAGAAAGGUAUCUUGCAUCAGGUUAAAGCCAUGCCAUCAUUUAAGCAGAAAAUGUUCUGGGCUGCCUACAACACUAAGGCCGCCUGCAAGAAGUACUCGAUCCCAAUUGUUCCUUCCAUUCUAGACAGUAUCAUAUUCAAGAAGAUCAAGGAUGCCACAGGAGGAAGCUUAAGAUGGACUUUGAAUGGUGGAUCACCAAUAUCCGGCUCAACACAGAGAUUCAUUUCAUAUACCAUUGCGCCAAUGCUGAUUGGAUAUGGGUUGACUGAAACAUGUGCCAACACGUGUGUGACAGAUCCAUCACACUUUGAGUUUGAUGUUCCUGGACUUCUUGUUGGAUCCGUGACGGUGAAGUUGAUUGAUGUUCCAGAAGCUGGUUACUUUGCCAAAAACAAUCAAGGUGAGGUUUUGAUCAGAGGUGCCUGUGUCAUGAAAGAGUACUACCAAAAUGAAACCGAAACUAAGCACGCUUUUAAUUAUGACAAAGGUUGGUUCUCUACUGGUGAUAUAGGUCAGUGGAUGUCCAAUGGAGCAUUGAAGUUGAUCGACAGAAAGAAGAAUUUGAUUAAGACGUUGAACGGAGAGUACAUUGCACUUGAGAAAUUAGAAUCCAUCUACAGAUCCAACUCGUUAAUCGGAAACAUCUGCUGUUAUGCUGAUGACACUAAAGUCAAGCCUAUUGCUAUUGUUGUUCCAGAGGAGAAAUCAUUCAAACAGUUGGUUGUUUCCCUUGGUCUUGCAAAGAGUACCGCGGAAGUCCAACUCGCUGACUUCGUUGUGAACAAAGAUAUUUGCAGAGCUGUUACCAAGUCUCUUUUGGCAACUGGUAGAAAGGGUGGAUUGACUCGUAUUGAGUUGAUUCUUGGUGUUGUCAUUGUUGAUGAUGAAUGGACCCCAGAAAAUGGUUUCGUUUCAAGUGCGCAGAAAUUACAAAGAAGAAAGAUUGUCGCUUCUGUGAAAGACCGUAUUAAUGCUUUGUACGCAGAGAACGAGUAA